Melospiza melodia melodia is the source of this 4446-nucleotide messenger RNA. RefSeq names its product mediator complex subunit 26 (gene MED26). Gene Ontology annotation, biological process: regulation of transcription by RNA polymerase II; positive regulation of gene expression. The transcript has 3 exons. Bases 29 to 1858 code for a protein of 609 amino acids. Gene Ontology annotation, cellular component: nucleus; mediator complex; core mediator complex. Gene Ontology annotation, molecular function: transcription coregulator activity. The record is from RefSeq and is a predicted model, not a curated record. NCBI's taxonomy places the organism in Eukaryota, Metazoa, Chordata, Aves, Passeriformes, Passerellidae.
GCCGCAGCCGCCCCGCUUCGCCCAGGCAAUGACAGCGGCUCCGGCCCCGUCCCCGCAGCAGAUCAGGGACCGGCUGCUGCAGGCCAUCGACCCGCAGAGCAACAUCCAUAACAUGGUGGCAGUGCUGGAAGUGAUCUCCAGCCUGGAGAAAUAUCCCAUUACCAAAGAGGCACUUGAGGAAACCAGACUCGGGAGGCUUAUCAAUGAGGUGAGGAAGAAGACAUCCAAUGAGGAACUUGCCAAACGUGCCAAGAAAUUGCUGAGGAAUUGGCAGAAGUUGAUAGAACCCGUAACCCAGAACGAGCCAGUGCCAAGGGGGCUGCCCAACCCGCCAGGAUCAGCAAAUGGAGGUGCCCACAACUGCAAACCAGACUCCCAACUCCCUGCUGUGCCCGGCGCCAAGCCCAUCAGCGAACUGAAAAGCAGGAAUGAUAUCCAGAAACUCAAUUCUCCAAAAACAGAGAAACUGGGAAAUAGGAAAAGGAAAGGUGAUCACAGGGACGGCCAUCAGGGCCCUCCUCCCCCAAAGGUCUCCAAAGCUAGUCAUGAAGUAUUACAAAACUCUUCACCCCCUCCAACCAAUGGGAUUGGAGGUAGUCCUGAAAAUUUUCCUAGUCCUGUAGACAUAAACCUACACGCAGGGCCUGAAAGCAGCAGGACAGAUCUCAGUGAAAACGAUAAACACAAUAAGAUCCCAGUAAACGCUGUAAAACCUCACACCAGUUCUCCAGGACUUGUAAAACCUUCAAGCACUUCCUCGUUACUAAAGACUGCAGUGCUUCAGCAGCAUGAUAAAUCAGAAGAAGCCACGGGCCCCCACCAGCCCAAGAGCCCACGCUGCUCCUCCUUUAGCCCCAGGAACGUUAGGCAUGAUACAUUUGCUCGGCAGCACACCACGUACUCACCAAAGGAUUCGAUGCCCAGUCCAUCUCAAAGGUCUCAGUUCGCGGACGCCGCGCCGGUGCCGUCGCCGCCUCCAUCCCUGAUGCAACCAUCCACACCUCCCAUGCCAGCCAAGAGACUGGAGUUCCCUGCUCAGGCAGCCCCCGAGGGGGCACAGCACUGGCAGGAGCAGCAGGGAGCCCCCGAGGGCCAGCACAGGCACACAGCAGGGACGCUUCAGCAGCACACGGCUCCCGGCUGCAAAGGCCACCCCGGGGAAUCACACGUGGGCUUCCCACAGGACACUUCCAGAAUGGACAGUGAUGAUGCUGCUUCAGGGUCUGAUAGCAAAAAGAAGAAAAGGUACCGACCCAGAGACUAUACAGUCAACUUGGAUGGGCACGUGAUAGAAGGGGGUGUGAAACCUGUAAGGUUAAAAGAGAGAAAACUCACUUUUGAUCCCAUGACAGGACAGAUAAAACCUUUAACACCGAAAGAUCCUUUGCAGGUAGAAAUCCCUGCACUAACUGAACAGCACAGGACAGAAACGGAAAAGCAGGAGCAAAAACCCAACCUGCAAAGCCCCUUUGAACAAACGAACUGGAAAGAGUUGUCCAGAAAUGAAAUCAUUCAGUCAUAUUUAAACAGACAGAGUAGCUUGCUGUCUUCAUCAGGAGUACAGACUCCAGGAGCUCACUACUUCAUGUCUGAGUAUUUAAAGCAGGAGGAAAGCACUAGAAAAGAGGCUAGAAAGACUCACGUUCUAGCUCCUAACAGCAAACCUACAGACUUGCCUGGGGUCACCAGAGAGGUCACGGGCGAUGACCUCGACAGAAUACGUGACCACAACUGGCCGGGCGUGAACGGUUGUUAUGACACACAGGGUAACUGGUAUGAUUGGACACAGUGCAUAUCCUUAGAUCCACACGGGGAUGAUGGGAGAUUGAACAUCCUGCCUUACGUCUGCCUAGACUGAGAGCAGUCCUGCUAAGCACGCUUUUUCCACCUGCACUUAGCAGAACUGGCAGACACUGAUGCCACUUCCAGCUGGAGAGAGAGCCUCCUGUCCUGGACAAACAGGCCCCACGAGCAGAGGGGGGGAGGGAGCUGGGCCUUUUCCAGCUCGUUCCUUUAAAUUCUCCUUUUUUUGUGAAAUGCUGCUACCAGUUUACUAACAAUUGCAAAAGGAAGGCAUACGAAGGUUUGAUCAGUUGAGUUUAAAACUCUUAUAGCGAGCCAGCUAUAAAAAGUGUUAGUCCCCAAGAAGUGAAGAGGAUUUCCAGCACUUUCUGAAUGCCGGAAUCUUAUUACAGGCAGGUACAGAGAAAAAAAAAAAAAAAAUUGUGGAAGUUACCUUAACAAAAUAUGCAUCUAUUUAUUUGACUUGAUUUGGGUUUUUAUUUGGCAGUGAGAUAUUCGAGAGACAAUGUGCAAAAACUGUAGUUUUAUUUCUAUCACAUCUCUGAAACAUGAUUGAGUUAUUUAAGAGUCAUGUGGUACGGAGAUUGGGUUUUAAACAGCAGGUGUUGCACUGCAGGCUGGGCCACCAGCUUCAGCUCAACAUUCCAUAGGCAUCCACAUAUUUUAGUCUGGUUUCAGUUUAAAUCCAGUCUCUGAGAAAUGCUGCAAAAACUAGAUGUUUAACGAUAUUUUUUGAUCCCACCACCACCAGCCAAAUAUUUUUCCUCCUUUUCCCUUCCUGCAAACUUAUAGGUAAAAAAGAAAAAGACAAAAAAAACAAAAAGACAAAAAGAAAAAAAAAAAAAAAAGAAAAAAAAUCACCUUUUCUAGAAUCUAAAUGUAAUGAGGGUGCUACAAGUUUGUAACUGUACUGUGAGAGGGAAAAAGGAAGCCUGUUUGUAUGCUGGAAAUAUACUUGUUACCAUUCCUUUAGAUAUUGUUUGCCUUAUGGAUAUCCAUCAUAAACGCAAUUUGCAAAAACAAAGAGCCUUAGUGAAUGUACAGUAACUAGACUUCUGUGUUCCUGGGAUGCAGAAGGGAGCAACUUUGCUAUUUGGUCCUUUAAGUGGACACGUUGUGAUAUAAAUGUGGAAAUAAAAAAAAUUUGCACAAACCAGUUUGUGAAUUAUUUAUAUACACACUCCACUUGUUUUUCCCCUUGAGUCUGCUCAGUUCAGCCCAGCCAGGGGAGCCCUGGCACCAGGGACCCCUCAGAGCAGGGAGGUGGAGCUGAAUCCCUUGGACACUGCCCCAGGGAGAACAGGAAUGUCUUCCAAGAACCUCGCUGUGCUGUCCAGUCACACAGGGUGGAUCUGUUUUAACUCUGGAGACUGAUAACCCAACUGCUGAUAAUGUACCUCAAAGUCUAAAGAGAUCAGAUUUCAUCUUUGUAAUGUUUUAUUCCUGUUUGUUACAGUGCUUUCUGAAGCAGCCUGGGGUGUGGAAAGUGAAGGAUUAUUUCUAUUAACUGUAAUUGCUUUAAUAUUUGGGACUGUGUUGUUUGAUGCAGUCCCCACUGUUGGGUUUCUGUUCAGGGGGUUGGGGAGGGGACACUAUACCAAAAAUAUUCCUGGGUUUAGUGAUGUUAACUCUGUUAACUCAUCUGUGCUGGAGGUGAGCCCUGGCAGGAGCUGUCCUGCCUUUGAGGGUAGAGUGAAGCUCUUCCCUGAUUUUUCAAAGGAAGGUGCUCCUGGCCAGGCCUGCAUGGUGUUGGUUCAUUCCCUGGAAUACAACUGAUGAAGUCUGGUUUUAUUUUUAAGUCAUUCUUGUUCAUCAUUUAUGAUCUGACUGUUACUGAAAUGUGUGGGUAUCUCAGAAAUAACAAUGUCUGUGUGCUUCCAUUUCUGAAAUCUGAAGUCUGAGAGUGAAACGAGAAGUGGUUACCAAAAAAUGCAUCCAAGUAUAUUUUCAGUUUACUUCCAUUUUGUCCUUCUGCAGUUGCUGAGGUUGAGCAGUGUGGUUCAGAGCUCCUGUCCUGCAGCUCAGAUUGGAUGGCAGAGGGCUAAGCUGCUGGUCAUUUUGGAAAUGCUUAAGUUUUUUUUUAUGUAAAAAAGUACUGUGCAUCUUAUCUCCCCCUGCCCUUCCUCCCUCCUUCCCUGAAUGGUCCCAUUUAGGAACAGGGUCCGUGCUCCUUGGAGGCCUUUGAAUUCAGGAAAUGACAAAGUAUUACUUGAUAAAUUCCAUCUUUUUCUCCACUGCUUCCAUUUCUGAUGCAAUUGAUGGCCCUUGACUGCACUGGGUGAGGUGAUACCCAAAGCUCAUCACAGCUUUCAGAUUCCACCCAAACUGCCUGUGCUGGUGCUCCUCUGUUUGGGGAAGAAGCAUCAGGAAUCAGACCCGGCCCUUUCCCUGGUGGUACAAAAACUGCUGGAGAAAUUCCCUCCCAAUGCAAGCUUUAAAUCUUGUUCCUUGCUGAGUUUGUUGCUGCUGUAAGGGGUCAACUCACUUGUGUGUCCUCCAGGGUGAGAUGAGGCUUGACAAUCUUUAUUUCAGCAUGCCAGUAUAACCAGUUCUGUGAGCUCCAACAAAUGUGAAUAAGUUUACAAGGUGAUAUUUUUUUGUCAAUUUUGUAAACAAGUUCAAAUGAAGUUUACCAUGUGCGUA